Messenger RNA from Strongylus vulgaris, 176 nucleotides. Lineage: Eukaryota; Metazoa; Nematoda; Chromadorea; Rhabditida; Strongylidae. The record is from the annotation of a GenBank genome assembly.
AUGUCUGUUACAAGAAACAGGCGUAUAUCCCUGGGCUCACCCAAGGAUUUGAAGGAAGUGAAAUUUUUCGACGAAGAGCCGAUGCCCGACGUCCCUCCAAAAGGAGCACGAGUUAAGGUAAGUAAACUGCUACUUGCUCUUUUUCAUGAUUUUUGUCUACCAUACUUUCAUUAAAA